AUGGCAUCAUAUCAGCUCUUUCUAUUUUACUCAACCUCUCUCUCUCCCAACCCCCUCUCUUUUCUCUCUCUCUCUCUUGCUUUCUUUUUAUAUCCUACUCUCUCUCUCUCAUAUAAACAAAUACAUUUUCUCUUUUUCUUUCUCUCUUUUAAUCUGUAUCCUAUUGUCUUUCGUAUCAAUCUUCAUUUUAAUUCUAUCCGUCUAACAUCUUUUUCUAUCUAUCUAUCUAUCUAUCUAUCUAUCUAUCUAUCUAUCUAUUUCUUACUAUUUUUUUGUCUAUCUUCGUAUUAUUUCUCAUUAUUUUGCCUGUCUAUCUCCGUCUGUUCGUUUCUCCCUCCUUCCCUAUCUAUCUAUCUAUCUCUCUAUCUAUCUAUGUUUCCUUCUAUCUAUCUAUCUAUCUAUCUAUCUAUCUAUCGUCAGCGACGUGAGCCUCUUCAUACUUCAUAUCUAUCUGUCAACCUCAUCAUUAUCUAUCUAUCUAUCUAUCUAUCUAUCUAUCUAUCUAUCUAUCUCGACCCAUUCUUUCUCAUCUAUCUAUCUAUCUAUCUAUCUAUCUAUCUAUCUAUCUAUCUCGACCCAUUCUUUCUCAUCUAUCUAUCUAUCUAUCUAUCUCGACCCAUUCUUUCUUAUCUAUCUAUCUAUCUAGCUAUCUCGACCCAUUCUGUUUCAUCUAUCUAUCUAUCUAUCUAUCUAUCUAUCUAUCUAUCUAUCUAUCUACUUUGUUCUUUUAAUCUGAAAUCGCAAUCUCUUUGUAACUGUUUUUAUAAUUCGCCUCAUAUCAAUCUAUCUAUCUAUCUAUCUAUCUAUCUAUCUAUCUAUCUCAUCCAGUUUUAUUCUUUGUCUUUAUAUUACUUCAUAUUACUUUUGUGUCUGUCUCUCUCCCCCGUCCCACUUCCUCUCUCUCUCUCUCUCUCUUUCUCAGUCAUUUCGAUCCUUAUUCUCAAGGGCAUCUAUAAGAAAAUUACUUUUCCGUCUACGUCUCUCUUCUUCUUUUACUUUAUGUUCUCUGUGGGCACCUGUAUUGACAUCACAUUAGUUUUGGCUGUUCAUCAUGCGCCCUAUUCUUCGAAGAACCCAUCUUGCAAGACACUCUUUUUCUUUGAAUUGUGUUUCGGUGCUGGUUACCUAGAGAAAGAAAACAACUCAACGCAUUCUAAAUUGGACCUUCUAGUGUUUCUAAUAAACAUUUGA
Messenger RNA from Acanthosepion pharaonis, 1191 nucleotides. The record is from the annotation of a GenBank genome assembly. Lineage: Eukaryota; Metazoa; Mollusca; Cephalopoda; Sepiida; Sepiidae.